UUGUUUAAAUAUCUAUCCCAGGGAAUUAUGGGAAAACGCGCCAUCAGAGAUAUAAAACCAGUCACGGACUCAUGGGUUUCAGAAGAAGAUGGACUCUGUAUUAGGUUUAUGGCGCUAACGUUGUCACGGUGUUUUUUCUGUUUAUUAAAGUUUGCCGUUUUAGAGAGAGAGAGUUUAAAAGAAAAAUAAAUAUACAAAAAGACAUCAGUAUGAAGCGUGGCCAUUUAUUGAACCUAUGCAGCUACAAAUGGGGUUCAACACUUCUGUACGCUUAUUUACGCCAGAUCUGAAUUGGAACGCCGCUACGAACUCAAACUAAGGCUAACAGUAACCGAGAGGUCACACAGCUACGCCCCCGCUCUGUAUCGCCUCACCACACAGCUCUGCCCCUGCGUGUGUGUGUGUGUGUGAGAGUGUUGCAGUGUGUUAGUCGGACCGGGACGGCUUCAGCAUGCGAAAAGAGAGCCCGUUGCUGAGGUGGCUCCGCUGGAUUGUUGCUGUAGCUGCUGUUUUGCUGGUGGGCUUUGUCAUAGGCUGGUUCGCAAGGCCCACGUCUUCACACGUGCAAGGAGAUGGGACCUCAAGCCAAUACCUGAGGAAGUUCCUUGACGAGAUGAAAGCAAGCAACAUCAGAGAGCACCUUAGAAAGUUCACCAGACUCCCCCACCUAGCAGGCACCAAGCAGAAUUUGGUGUACGCAGAACAAAUCCGGGAGGAGUGGCUUAGCUUUGGACUGGACUCAGUUGAACUGGUGCCCUAUGACGUCCUGCUGUCGUAUCCCAACAAGUCGCAGCCCAACUACAUCUCCAUUGUGGACCAGCUGGGCAAUGAGGUCUUCAACACCUCCCUGGCCGAGCCCGUCCCCGAUGGGUAUGAAGGUGUUGCUGACAUUAUACCUCCGUACAGUGCAUUCUCUCCCAAAGGACAACCUGAGGGGGAGUUGGUGUAUGUGAACUAUGGCCGCACCGAAGACUUUGUCCAGCUCAAGAGAGAGAUGGGAAUAAAUGUAACUGGGAAGAUAGUGAUCGUGCGCUAUGGGAAGAUCUUCAGAGGAAACAAGGUGAAGAACGCCAUGCUAGCAGGAGCCAAGGGCAUCAUCAUGUUCUCGGACCCAGCCGACUACUCCGCCGUCGGGGUGCAGCCCUACCCUGAUGGCUGGAACUUACCCGGGGGAGGUGCCCAGAGAGGAAAUGUACUAAACCUGAAUGGAGCUGGAGACCCCCUCACACCAGGCUACCCUGCUAAAGAAUACACCUACAGAUCCAACCUAGAAGACGGGGUGGGUCUCCCCAAGAUUCCUGUGCACCCCAUUGGUUACCAUGAUGCCAUGCACCUGCUGAAGAACAUGGGAGGAAGGCUGCCACCAAAUAACUGGAAAGGAGCCCUGAACGUUUCCUACAGUAUCGGACCGGGCUUCACAGACACCUUCAGAACACAGAAAGUGCGCAUGAACAUCCACACCAAUAACCAGGUGACCAGGAUCUACAACGUGAUUGGUCGGAUCAGAGGAGCUCAGGAACCAGACCGCUACGUCAUCCUGGGGGGGCACCGGGACGCCUGGGUGUUUGGCGCGAUCGACCCGAUGUCCGGUGCAGCCGUGGUCCAUGAAACCGUCCGGAGUGCCGGGAAACUGCUCAGCAAUGGUUGGAGGCCUAGGAGAACUAUCAUAUUUGCCAGUUGGGAUGCAGAGGAGUUUGGACUGCUGGGAUCAACCGAAUGGGCCGAGGACAAUGCCAAGUUGUUACAAGAGAGAGCAGUGGCCUACAUCAAUGCUGACUCUGCCAUAGAAGGUAUGUAUACACUUAGGGUAGACUGUACUCCAUCGCUACACACCCUGGUAUAUGACCUAACAAAACAGAUAGCCAGCCCAGAGGAGGGAGAGGAGGGAGUGUCUCUCUAUGACAGCUGGCACAAGAGAGACAACUGGACUAGUGACCGCGAUGCCCCCAGGAUCAGUAAGCUAGGUUCAGGCAGUGACUUCGAGGCCUACUUCAUCCGGCUGGGCAUCGCUGCUGGUCGAGCCAGAUACACCAAGGAUCGGAAGACGGAGCGAUACAGCAGUUACCCAGUCUAUCACAGUGUGUACGAGACCUUUGAGCUUGUGGAGCGGUUCUACGACCCCACCUUCAGAAGGCUUCAGGCGGUGGCACAGGUUCGGGGCGGGCUCAUAUUCCGGCUGGCGGAUUCCCAGCUUCUCCCCCUGGACGCUAACGAAUACGCAGGGUCUCUGAGGAGGUAUGUGCUGAGCAUCGCCGAGCGCGCAGAGAAGCACCCUGAGGAGAUGAAGAUGUACAGAGUCACAUUUGAUGCAUUGUUUUCUGCGGAGGAGAAUUUUACUAUUGCGGCAAGAGAUUUCCAUGUACGACUGCAGAACCUCAACAGAGCAGACUCACUGCAGGUACGCAUGGUGAAUGACCAGCUCAUGUACCUGGAAAGAGCUUUCAUAGACCCCCUGGGCCUCCCUGGCAGACCCUUCUACAGGCAUCUGAUCUUUGCUCCCAGCAGCCAUAACAAAUAUGCAGGCGAGUCUUUCCCAGGCAUCUAUGAUGCCUUGUUCGACAUUGAGAGUUCAGCCAAUCAGCAGCAGGCGUGGCAGGAAGUCAAGCGUCAAAUCAGCAUUGCGGCCUUCACCGUCCACGCAGCAGCCAUGACACUCACACAACCUGCCUGAGAGAGAGUGAGAGUGAGAGUGAGAGAGAGAGAAAGAGAGAGAGAUAUUCUUAACACAUGUCAUUCAGCAAAAACCAGAGACAUCCUGGACAAUACGCCUCCUGGAAUAGUGCUACAUCCAUCAGCACCAUCAAGGACAGAUCUUGUUAUGCCACAUCUUGUCACGACACAGAACGGGAAUCAAUAGCAGAUCAAAAAGGGUUUAUUUCCAUACAGUCCAGCGGGCAAAUCAGAUUCCAGGUACAGGCAGGGUUCGUAAACGGGCAGGCAGGCAGACAGAUACUGACGGACAGCUACAGGCAAGAGAUCCAAAAACUGAUAGGCAGAAGGCUUAAUCCAAACAGGCAGGGUUCAAAACCGGGAAGAACAGAAACUAUAGUCUCUCUUUAAAGAGCUUCACGCUAGUCGCACUCACGUGGCAGUCGGGUAGCAAACAGUACCUAACGUGACGAUCUGACAAAGUGAGCAGAAAGGGCAGCGUUUAAAUACUCCACCAAUCAAUGCAAAAUGAGGGACAGGUGGACAGAGAAAAUGGAGGGCACAAACAAAAAGGCAGGAAGUCGCCCAAAUAAGGACAUGGGUGUCACCCCGGACACAUGACCAACACAUGGCUCCAAACAUAAACAAAGUCCAGAAUUAUCACACUCCAACAGGUAGGGGGAGACAAAAACAACAGUCCAUGCGAGAAUCCUGACACAUCUUUAGAUUGAUAUUUUGCACAAUCGUAGAACAAAACAAGGAAGGUCUGUGAAACAUGUUAAUGGUUUUGUUUAAAACCUCUAGUACUUUUGAACAAAUAAAAUUCCAUUCAGAAUUGUAUGCAAGAACAAUGUUGGUGGAUUCAUGUGAUUUAAUUAAUUAACCUACAGCAGAAGUAUCAUUCCCAUUAACUGUGCUUUGGAGAUCUUUAAAUAAUGAAUGAUUGUCAACCCCACUAGAUGGCUUGUACAUCAUAAAGCUGAUAAAGUGUUAAUACUCCUGGGUCCAACUAAUGUAGGGAAGUCAUCUAAGGUAGGGUGUCAUUAAAUGUAGUACAAUUUUACUUCAUCCAGUUUUUUGCUUGCUUCCAUGGCUGCUGGGCAGAUUUGCUUUAUAUCUGGCAACCCAGGGUACUCCGAGAAGAAUAUAUGAAUCACUAACACCGGCCCGGAACAAAUUUCAAAGGAGAACAUACUGGCUGUAGUAUUGUUGUGGGAAAGCCAGGAUUUCGAUUUAACCGGUUUCUCUAAUCUCUGACACAUGACAUAAAAGACAAAAUCAGACAACAUUUGAGCUAUUACCCUCAGGUGGCAGGUUUCAAUACCCAGCCCUCUCAAAAAAAUAGGACAAAGCAGUCAUUCAUUCCACAAUCCAUCAGCUUUUUAAACCAACAACUAGAAAGAAGAUUUAAUUCUCCUUCUCAGUGGGUCUGACAAGGGAACACAAUAUUUUCUUACAUGACUUUUUCUUUUACCUAUUGUAUAUAUUUAUUCUGAUGGCAUGUGGAAUACUGGCCACUAUGCACUUGCGAUCUGUAGCCAGGGGAUUCUGUUUUGAUGUCAUGUCUGUCUAAAGUCUAAUGUCCUUAUAUGUUUCCUUGUAUUACGUGGGAAAAAAGAUUUUGGGGUCUUGUUUAACGGUCAUGUGUCUCUGUCUCAUUUACUGAGAAAAAAAAAUCCCCAAGGGGACAAUAAAUGAUCUAUAUAUCUAUCUAUCUAACUGUC
Molecule: messenger RNA, 4373 nt
Organism: Gadus morhua (Atlantic cod)
Lineage: Eukaryota; Metazoa; Chordata; Actinopteri; Gadiformes; Gadidae
Gene: naalad2
Product: N-acetylated alpha-linked acidic dipeptidase 2
Exons: 21
Coding region: 452-2671 (739 amino acids)
Molecular function (GO): carboxypeptidase activity
Source: RefSeq, a predicted model, not a curated record